This is a messenger RNA of Cyclocybe aegerita, 2439 nucleotides long. The record is from the annotation of a GenBank genome assembly. Lineage: Eukaryota; Fungi; Basidiomycota; Agaricomycetes; Agaricales; Hemipholiotaceae.
AUGUACAUACGCACAUUCACGAUUGGUCUGGAUGGUCCAAAACGCUGCAGAGUGGAGACGCUGAAUAACCCAGCACUGGUAUCGGUCUUGGACAAGAUAUUCCGUACAGGUUCUUCGCAUGAGAUGAGGCGGUUACGAAUCGACCUCACGAGAAUCUCUGCAAGACUUCUCUGCUGGACACCCUCCAAGAUUUUAUCCCUUCUUGGGCCUAGAACUUCCACCGGAACAUUUUUUCAACUGCACACCUUCAAAACGAAUCUCACCAGCCAGUUCGAGUACCAAAAAACUUUGUCUAUCGUGUACGCAGCCCUCGAGUUGGAAACCCUCGAAUUCCGACUGGCUGUCAAGUACAAGGCAGGACUCUCGUCGAGCGUGGAUCAAUUUAGCUUCACCAAUCUCUCCAAACUAAAGCACUUGCCCAUCACACAUGCGAAGUUCGCGACACACAAAACCCCUCCAACGAAUGAGCAGCUGGUUUCCGAGAUCGUCCACCUCCUGAGCGCCUUCAACCUGCAGAAAACCCUCCGCAUGGGCUUCUUCGUUCUACAGACAGACAACCCCGAAUAUGCGUUUGGCGCUUUUCAAUUUGCUGCCCUUGCCAGCGCCCAGUUUGCUACAACCACGUAUUAUUGGAUGUUUUCUCGUGCUGGGACUAGCCAGGCCGCCCUCGAGCGGAAGCGCGAAAUAUCGAUGUACUGUGCAAGCGCCCGGCUAAUGCGUCGCAGUUUCGAGCAAGUGAAAGCAGGCGUUGAGGAGGGAAAUGUCGAUGAUAUACUCGAAUAUUGUCUACGACUGGUGUCGGGUAUCGAUGGAGUACCUGUCAACUUGAGUGAGGCUAUGGGUAUCCUCCCUGAAGUAAUCCAUGGUCCUUUCCCAGCUCCCAAACGCGCCGUCGCCGCAAGUCUUAUUGGCUCCAUUUCUGCGUUCCACAUGCACAAAGAGAGCGCGAAAGAAUCUUCCUUCUCGCCCUACCUAGCAUCCGGAAUUAUGUCCUGCUUUGCGAGCUGCGAACUAGGCUUAUACUCCAACAGCUGCCGCAUCUUCUUCCACUGCUGUCCGUCGGUCUCCGAAUUGGCGGAGAUAUUGCCCGAGGAAGAGAUGGAUCUUCUCGAUAGAGUGACUUAUCUUGACGAAAGAUACCUUGACUUCAUGGAGGAGACCAAUGUGGGGGUCGGUGUCAUCCUUCUCAAAAACCUGCAUACUGCGAUCGAGAGUGUCAAAAGGCGGGAACUCUCGGGCAACAUGAAUCGAAAGCAUGGAAUGGAGGCUCGCCUUGGCCUGGGUGGUGGCUUGGUGUCAGAGCAGUCAAGAAAGAACUUAGAAAAGGCAGAAGACCUAUGUCGCAGAAGAAAGCCAGAGCAAGCGGCUCCGUAUCUCCUCAAAGCCAUCAAGGACCACAACAAUCUCGACGCCAUCAUCCAGAUCGCGUUUCUUUUGCCUCGCCCGGAUGCUAUCGAGGCUCUUGAACACGCAGAAGAACGAGGGCGUGUCAUCGUAAAAAAGGCGCUGGGAGAGAAGGCCUUCGACGAUGAUGGCGAUACGGUCGAGCGCUUCUGGAUGAUCCUUGAAACGCGACCGUAUAUGCGUGUCUUGCAAGCUCUGGUUAGGAUGUAUUUCGAGAGCGGGAAGUUUGCAGAAUCCGCGAAAACCAUCGAGGAAAUGCUCCGCCUGUGUCCUGGCGACAAUCUCGGGCAGCGCUAUUGGAUGGGUUCGAUGCUCUGCCAGGCCAAUCGGUUCUCCGAUGCCCUCUUCUUCGCUCAAGCCUGGCUCACCGAACACACUCGGAAGACUGGAGACCCACCCGCGCGGGGUGGGACUGCCUUUGCUGCCCCCAGCCCUGCUGUGCCACCCACAAUCGACGCGGAGAGGCUGCGGUGGGAGGGCUGCUCCCUUUUGUACACUGCUGCGCUCGCGAGCUUCAAGGUCUAUGGCGACUGCGAGCAAUCAAAGAAAUAUUUGAUCAUGGCGACCCAGUCUAAUCCCAAUAUUCUGAUUAAAAUCUUGGCCAAGGUUCCCAGACCAGCCGGAUUGAACAACGACCCCCGGACCCCCAAUGGGCCAGAAGACGCCCAAGAUUAUCUCUACUUAACACAAAACUUCUGGAUGGAGAAAGGUAUCCGGAAGUGGGCCGACAGCUGCCAAGACGCGAAAAGGCUCGUUCUGAAAAGCUGCAGUCGGGAGGCUUGCACAGAGAAGGAGAAAGACGUGGCACAGUUCAAGAGAUGUGCUGCGUGCCAUCUUGUGCUCUACUGUGGCCAGAACUGCCAGAAGGUCGACUGGCCGCGACACAAACCCGAAUGUAACGCGCACAAGCAGCACAAAAUCGCAUUGCGUGCGUUCGCAAAUGGGAAAGCACCGCCUGCUGGCUCCAUGCCGAUGUUCUCUUCCGAUAUGGCGGGUGGCACAAUGUUCGGCUUUCCGGCCCCUGGCUCCCGCUGA